GGUUCAAGGGCAGGGAAAGUUACCAGAUUAAUUCCGGCAGUUCAUUAGAGGCAGAGGACCAGGAAGGGGGCUCUAUGGCAAAGAAGGGCUGUGUGCAUACAUGUGAGUGCCCAAGGGACAGAGGUGACCCAGCAGAGGGCCUGCCGAGAGGCUACUUGACUCUCAGAGAUAGGACUUCAGGCCUGAAUGGCUAAGGUCUCAUUAGAAUGGGGCCCUAGUAUCUCCAUGUCCUAUUCAUAGGGUUCUUGCUGCGGUUACCCAGUCAAGGUCUCAGGAGCAGCAGGAGGUCCACACGGCUACUGGGUGUAAUUGCCCUAGACCGUGCGGUGGCCUCGGCUGUGGCAGCGGGAACCCGGGGGACCCAUUGUGCCACGGCCGCGACCACGCCCGAGAGGGGGCUGAGGCUUUCUCUUUCGCUCUGGGAUCCGCUGCACUCAGCCCUCCCAGGGAUUCAGCGCCUCAGGGCUUGAAAAGGACCGGCUCCCCUUCCAGUAGCCCGCUUUUCGUCCCACGCAGCGCAGCGUGAAGAUCGGGCAGACUGGGGGAGACUCAGCUCGCGGGUGCUGCAGCCUGGCGUGCUGGCCACAGGUCGUUGAGCCUUCCCAUUCCCCCCGCCCCGACUUCUCCGCGUACACUGUCACACGCGCGAAAGCGGCCAAGUCUGCCAGCCCAAGCGGCACCUGGCUCUCCGCUUCCUCGCGGGGUUCUCCUUAGCCCCCGAAGGGCAGCACCUGGUGGCGGCCAGCUCCUGCCGGCCUGUCCUGCUUUGCCUCGGCCGCUGCGUCCGCCCGGCACCGCCUCCUCUCUCCAAACGGUGGCGGCCCGCCCUCAGCGCCUGGACGCGCAACGGGGUGUGCGGGUGGCCGACGCCGCGGAGACCGCGUGGGGAGGCGGACGCCGCGCCCAGCCUGGUGCCCACAGCAGCGCGUCGCGGCCGAGCGCAGCAGCACACAGCCUCAGAGCUCUGAAGGCACCGACGGGAAGGAAACACAUCCCACGUCACCUCAGGGAAGGGGCCUUUCCUGGCCAUGUCUUCAACAGCAACUGCUGAGCCAGAAGGGGACCAGCAGGACAGGCAUGUCAGCAAGCUCAUUUUCUUCCUCUUUGUCUUGGGCGCUGUCCUGCUAUGUGUGGGAGUCUUGCUUUCCAUCUUUGGGUACCAGGCCUGCCAAAAUGAAUCCCUCCCAGACUGCAGCAUGGUACUGAAGAUCGCCGGGCCUUCAUGUGCUGUGAUUGGGCUUGGGGCUGUGAUCCUGGCCCGCUCCAGGGCACGACUUCAGUUCCUGCAAGGGCGGAGACGAGGCGACCAGGCAGACCCAAACCAAGCCUUCAUCUGUGGAGAGAGCCGCCAGUUUGCCCAGUGCCUUAUCUUUGGGUUUCUGUUCUUGACAAGUGGCAUGCUCAUCAGCAUACUGGGCAUUUGGGUCCCUGGAUGUAGCUCAGACUGGGUGUCGGAAUCACUGAACCACACAGAAACUGCCAGCAUGGAGCCUCCAAUCUGUGGGUUCCUUUCUCUGCAGAUCAUGGGGCCUUUGAUUGUGCUUGUGGGAUUGUGUUUUUUUGUGGUUGCCCACAUCAAGAAGAGAAACAACUUGAGUGUGAGCCAGGAUGCCUCUGAAAGCGAAGAGGGACACUCCCACAAUAUGGAGUCUGUCCAGGUCACUGUAGGUGACUCUGUGAUAAUAUUCCCACCCCCUCCGCCACCUUACUUUCCUGAGUCUUCAGCUUCUGCAGGAACUCGAAGUCCUGGGGCAAACAGCUUGCUUCCAACCGAAAGCCCGCCUUCUUAUUACAGCCUUUUUAAUGAUGGCAGAACCCCAGCUCCUGAGAGCCAGGGCCCGGCCCCCGAGAGACCACGAGAGUUCGUGUACACCAUCUCUGGGCCGCCUGCCCGCUCCGACUUCUCCCACACUCCUCAUCCUUCAUCGGAACCGCCUCCUAGAUAUGAAGAAAAAGAACACGCCCCAAACGCAUCCUUGUCUCCAUCUUCAGAGUCUUCCCCACCGUGAACUCAGUGCGGUUUUAUAUAUAAUGAAUCAUUAUUUUAUUUAAUUUGUUUUUUUUAAAUAAAAAAACAAAAAAAGACAAUA
Marmota monax (woodchuck) is the source of this 2090-nucleotide messenger RNA. It is a transcript of the gene Tmem171, whose product is annotated as transmembrane protein 171. Lineage: Eukaryota; Metazoa; Chordata; Mammalia; Rodentia; Sciuridae. Bases 1029 to 2009 code for a protein of 326 amino acids. The record is from RefSeq and is a predicted model, not a curated record. The transcript has 4 exons.